Molecule: messenger RNA, 2416 nt
Organism: Peromyscus maniculatus bairdii (prairie deer mouse)
Lineage: Eukaryota; Metazoa; Chordata; Mammalia; Rodentia; Cricetidae
Gene: Poc5
Product: POC5 centriolar protein
Biological process (GO): eye photoreceptor cell development
Cellular component (GO): photoreceptor connecting cilium
Source: RefSeq, a predicted model, not a curated record
CGGCGGCGGACCAAUGGCCAGGGCUGUCUUUCAUCGCUGCCCGCGGUUUGAAACUGUCAAGUGGCUGCUAGGGUAGCAGCUGGGCUUGCUGCGGUGGCGGCGGCGGCGGCGGCGACGGCGCUGGGGGCCCCGCGAGUGAGGAGUCGGGGUUUGGCGGAGAAGGUUAGAGAGAACUGCGAGUGUGAUGGAAUAAUGUGUGUCACCCACUAAAGCAAGCAUCAUUCUUCUGCUUCGUUUCUGAACCCAGAGACUGUGAGGAAAUGCUACUGUUGUCCAUUCUCAAGAUGACUGGAUCCAUGGAUGUGGAAACCCAGGGACACUGAAGGCUGACUGUACUGCAUGCCCACAGCUUUACCCAGUACUUCCGGGGCCACUUCAUGCCAGUACACCUGGUACUGAGCUCAUUCAUCGUCCAUCCUCCAAGAGUCACCUUCCUGCAUUCCUCACUCUGUGUCUGUGCAGGAUGUCAUCUGAUGAGGAUAAAUAUUCAGUCCAUGUUGCUCACAAUAACUCUGAUCCUGAUAGUUCGGUCUCCACAGACCUUCAGGAAGAGUAUGAAGAACUGCUUCGCUACGCUAUUGUGAAUCCAAAUGUUGACUCCAGUGCUUCCCAGCCGUCUCAUCCGAAGGGAGAAGGGGCACCAGAUAGAUUUCCUGCGCUCGCGGGAAAUAACCCUGUAAAAGAAACUGCAAUGGAAGUUGGAAAAGGAUGUGACAUGUCCAGCCAUUCAAAAUCAGGGGCAUCCCCGGUCCUGUCACCCAGGAAGGUCUCUCAUCCAGUCAUGGAUUUUUUCAGUUCACAUGUUUUAGGUGACUCUUCCUCACCAGCCUCUGCUUCUACUCGUACAGAUGCCCAUGAAAUGAUUGUGGGCGACCGUCUUGUUUCUGAUGAAAAUCUUCAGAAGGUGGAGAAUGUACUUGACCUCUGGAGUUCAGGUCUGAAGACAAACAUUAUAUCCGAACUAAGUAAGUGGAGACUUAAUUUUAUUGACUGGCACCGCAUGGAGAUGAAGAAAGAGAAGGAGAGGCAUGCGGCACUUGUAAAGCAGCUCUCCAGCCAGAUCGCGGACUUGAAGGAGCUGCAGAAAGCUUUUGAAGUUUCCAUCGGAAGAAAGGAUGAGGUGAUUUCCAGCUUGUCUCAUGCCAUCGGCAAGCAAAAGGAAAGGAUAGAGUUAAUGAAAACCUUCUUCCACUGGCGAAUCGGCCAUGUCAAAGCAAGACAGGAAGUCUAUGAAGGUAAACUGGCUGACCAGUACUUCCAGAGAACUUUGCUGAAGAAAGUCUGGAAGGGCUGGCGUUCCGUGGUGCAGAGGCAGUGGAAAGAAGUGGUGGAGCGCGCGUGCCAGGCAAGGGCUGAAGAAGUCUGUGUGCAGCUCUCCAAUGACUAUGAAGCCAAACUUGCCAUGUUAUCUGGAGCUUUGGAAAAUGCAAAAGCUGAGAUUCAAAGAAUGCAACAAGAAAAAGAGCACUUUGAAGACUCUAUGAAGAAAGCAUUCAUGAGGGGAGUAUGCGCAUUAAACCUUGAAGCCAUGACCAUAUUUCAGAACAAAAAUGAUGCAGGGAUAGACUUCGCGAGUAAUAAAAAGGAAGAGAGUGGCCCUGGUGGUCCGGGAAGAGAACUUUCUGCUCAUUUGGAUACUUCUUCAUCUACAAUACCGUCAGCAAUGCCGUCAGCAGUUCCGUCACAGCUGCUGCCAUCUGCAGCAGCAGGAGUGGCCAGCGCCACGGUCAUUCCCUCCGCCGCCUCCAUGACCUCUGCUGGAGCUACAUCUGCCUCUUCUGUUCACAUUCCUGUCUCUGUUCUUGGGGCAGGACCCGCAGCUGCUGCUGCCCCGGAGGAAAUGUACAUGCCAAGAGUUGUGACUUCAGCACAGCAGAAGGCUGGGAAGACAAUUACAGCUCGGAUCACCGGACGGUGUGAUUUUGCUUCCAAAACUAGAAUCAACAGCAGUUUGGCUAUCAUGGGAGUUUCUCCUCCCAUGAGCUCGGUUGUCGUGGAGAAGCAUCAUCCAGUCACAGUGCAAACCAUUCCUCAGGCAGCUGCUGCUAAGUACCCACGGACCAUCCAUUCCGAAGGCGGCAUCCCAGCUUCUAGGUCUCUCGGAGCCAGGCCAACACACACCCAGUCUCUCUCCAGUGUUCAGUCCAUAAAAGUGGUUGACUGAGUGACUGUGUUCACACUCAGGCUUUUCAGUCCUCUGAUAAGGACUUGACUGGGAGCAAGAAGAUUUCGUUUUUGACUUUUCUGUGCUCUUAGAACAUCAUGGACACAUCAUGUUCAUCUUUUCAAAAUUCUAAGAGACUUUCCCAUCCUUUGUAACUGUAUGUAGAGAUUAUUUUAAUGUUGUUAUUUUUAUUUAAACAAUUAAGUAGAAGUUUUUAAUUAAAAAAAAAAAAAAAAACUUGGUUCUAAACAU